AUCGAUGGUUCAAGGUACCAGAGCAACUGGUCCGUGCCAACCAAUCAUCGCCCCUCAUCCCAGGCCCUGCCUCAUCCAUGACGAGGGGGCGAUGCCGCGCGGGGCCAGGCCAGCCGGCGCGCCCCUCGUUGCGGAUCUGCAGAGGUGUGGCCGAGCGGGGCGGUGGGAGGCGGCUCUCGGGCUGCUGCGUGGCGCGCUGCUGUGCGGCGCUGCGCCGCGCGUGGGCAUCGUGGUGUACAGCGCCACCAUCAGCGCGCUCGGCAGGUGCGGGGAGUGGCGGCGGGCGCUGCUGCUCCUGGAGGAGUCGCGGGGGAGGGGCACCAUCAAAGCAAAACAGACUGCAUGCACAUCAGCUACAGCGCCGGGGUCAGCGCGUGCGAGAGGGGCGGGCAGUGGCAGCAGGCGCUGGCGCUGUUCGGACACAUGCGGGAGGCACUCGUUGAGCCGAGCGUCAUCAGCUAUGGUGCUGCGAUAA
This is a messenger RNA of Prorocentrum cordatum, 475 nucleotides long. The record is from the annotation of a GenBank genome assembly. NCBI's taxonomy places the organism in Eukaryota, Dinophyceae, Prorocentrales, Prorocentraceae.